AUGAAAUACUGCACACUCUGCGGAAUACCUUUCACCAGGAGCCUUAAUGAGGACUGGAUUGAGAAUGUCCGAGCAGUUUGGAUCGAAGGCGACAGCUGGGAUCGCACGGCCGUCUCUGGAGUUGGAAGAUCGGGAGAAUACGAUGACAUCCCUUCAGUGGUUGUCCCAGCAGAUUUCCAAACUCGUCACGAUAGCCGCUCUGGGCCGGGGGCUACGAUAGACGUUGGCUUGGCGCCGAGCGAUCCAACAAUUUUCAUGGAUCCCGAGGCAGCCGAUGAAGCCUGGGGCUAUGGCUUCCAUGAAUCGUGCUGGGCCAUAUUCACCAAGAAUUACACACCUAAUCUUGAUAACCUUUUUGUGGCCUGCCUUUCUAUUCCGACUGACGCGGAUGCCCUGAUUGAUUGGGGCCAUGAUUACGAGGGGGCUUCUAAAAUUGAACAAAUAGGCGACAUGCCUGUACGAACCACUCGUUUCCGUUCCUGGGAAUCUAUACCUACAGUUCUCCGGUCGGAUCCAUAUGACGUCCCCAGCCUUAACAAAGCCAUCAAGGGAGCUGUACGCCUACAAACCGACGUCUUCAUGAGUCGCUUAAAACCAACGGUACAAGGUCUCAAAAGCGACACCUUCUCUAACUUAGUCCCGGAACUUCUUCAAGCAAUUGCUAUACUUCUACCGACACCAGACGUCCACUCUCUACGGCUCGCAUCUCCCGUCUUUGCCACACUGGAGCUGCCCGAAAGCUUCUGGGCAUCACGCUUCCAACCUGGUCGCGAGUUCGAUUACUUGCCUGAAGUUCAUGACACGCCUCCUGAGUCAUGGAUGACCUUGUAUCAUUCGCUGAAGAUCUGGGCACCCGGGGUCCCGAGUCUGAUCAACCGCCAGCGGGUUUGGGGUCUUGCUAAGCGUCUUCAAGCCACCCUUAUUCAAAUGGACUGUGUCUCUUGUCAUGGGUCUCCGUUAAGAACGUGGUUUGAAGCUAUUCCUGAUAGCAUGAAAAGGAAUGGGCAUGAGGUUUCAUGGCAUACAGCUUCACGCGCUGUUGCCAGUCCAGGACAAAGUUUCCACUACGGCUCUCGAGUUUUGAGGGCUCGUGCCCUAUACUUUCCAGAGCCUGUGAAACUCCGUCAAAUGUCCAUAUCUUUCAUUGAUACAGCGGCCGGAAAGUUUGUCUCUGGCUUCCGUGUGGUUGAUAACGAUGGAAAAUCUCAUACUUUAGGAUAUCAGCACGAGGAUAGCAUGUGCCAUAUACUACUUCCUCUUGACAAGCCAAUCCAAGGAUGGGAACUGGCCAUGGACUUACGCGGCAUCAAAGGGAUUGCUGCUGUUCGUAGUGAUGGAAAUCUCACUAGCUGGGUAGGCGAAUCAGCUGGUCUCCCAAGGUGGCGAUUGCAAGGAUCCCAAGGAGUUUCUGCAGUCAAAGCUGAGUUCGAUGCUCUGAAGCUUGUUUCACUUAGUCGCGAUAAGUUUCCCAACCAAGAAAAAUGGCUGAACAACUGUCUGUGGUAUCCCGAAGUACCCAGAGAAGGGCUACUAUUCAACGGAAGCAGAGGUGAUGAGCCACGAGCCAAAUACAAUCUUCCAGUAGCCACCGUUCUUUUCGGCGGAUCAGAUGGUCGAUAUCUGCCUCAACUAUCGGAGGUUGUCGUAUGGGUCUACGACAUUUGCCAUGUGGCAGGAAUAGAGUUCCGCUACACAGAUAGUUCACAUAACUGCCAACUUGGUUAUGUUGGCCCGUUUGACGAGAGCUACCCCGGUCGUAGGAACUUCAGUCCCGACUCUCAUGAUAGCACAGUGUCCUUCCACAUUGAUGGCGCUUCUGGUGAGCGAUUGUCUAGUAUUGACGUACAGACGAGUGGAUCACAUGUAGUUGGGCUCAGGCUUCGAACCAAUCUCGAUCGAACUGUCCAAACACCUGACUACCCUUAUGGAACAAAAAAAGGCUGGACUACAGUUGACGGAAAGGGAUCUCAAAUUAUUGGCAUGUUCGCCACACUUAGUCGGCCUUUCUGGGAUCUUGGUCUCAUAUCGAUAUGA
Messenger RNA from Fusarium fujikuroi IMI 58289, 2034 nucleotides. RefSeq lists its product as uncharacterized. The record is from RefSeq and is a predicted model, not a curated record. The coding region runs from base 1 to 2034 and encodes 677 amino acids. Gene Ontology annotation, molecular function: protein binding. The transcript has 5 exons. NCBI's taxonomy places the organism in Eukaryota, Fungi, Ascomycota, Sordariomycetes, Hypocreales, Nectriaceae.